Molecule: messenger RNA, 2335 nt
Organism: Cavia porcellus (domestic guinea pig)
Lineage: Eukaryota; Metazoa; Chordata; Mammalia; Rodentia; Caviidae
Gene: Rnd2
Product: Rho family GTPase 2
Exons: 6
Coding region: 836-1867 (343 amino acids)
Biological process (GO): small GTPase-mediated signal transduction
Cellular component (GO): cytosol
Molecular function (GO): protein kinase binding; GTP binding; GTPase activity
Source: RefSeq, a predicted model, not a curated record
GUCCUCCACGGGCGCCGCCUCCUCGGCCGCCGCCGCCGCCGUCGCCGACACUGCCGCCGCCCCUGCUCCGUCUCCCUCGGUGGACAUAGCUGGAGUCGGGACUUACGCUCGGCAGCACCAGGGCGCCGCUGCUAAGGCAUCCACCAGAGGACGCCUGUCCCCUGACACUUCCUACCGCUUCGCGCUUGGCGGGAAGAUCUCUGCUCAGCAGGCCAGGUGGCUAGGCCUGCCCCGCCCUCAAGGUCGCCAGCCCCUUCGUCGCCCAGGCGACGGAAAGCUAUGACGUCAUCUGGCGAGGUGUGUUGCAGUCUGCAGUCCCAGUUCCUCCAAACCCAGCGGUGGUCCUGACAGCAGAGUAGACAAAACCAAGACUCACACUUCCCGGGACAUCUCUGCCUGUAUCCAGGACGGGCAUCACCUCAGCUCAUGGUCGGCACGAGCACACCCGCGUGCACUCCUGGGAGCACGGAGGCCUGAGCUUCGCGCCUGUGCGUCUUGCACCCUACUCUAGGGAUCUCUGCGCCAGCCAACUCCAGGGCGCGCGCCUGUCCUCCCAGCACUCUGGGAAGCUGAGGCAGGGAGAUUGCAAGUUGGAGACCAACGUGUGCAACAUAAUGAGAGCCUGUCUCAAAAUAUAAAAGUUCCGGGGACGUGGCUCAGUGUGGAGGAGUUCAAUCCCUAGUACUGGGGGUAGUAUGGAAGGCGGUCUCAGCGGGGUUGCUGAGACUAUUCCAGCGGUCUGGAAUCCCACUCCGACUCUCUUCUCCAGGCCCCGCCCAGCCCUAGGGUUCCGCCCCUUGGAUUGCGGCGGAGGCGGGGCGCCGGAGGCUACAGAAUGGGAAGAGGCUGGGGAGGGGCCACGGGAGGCUGGAGGCGGUGUGGCUCGGGGGCGGGGCCUGCGGAGUUGGGCUCCGGGGCGGGGCUGUGGGCGGGGCUGGUGGGGCUCGGCGCGGGCCCGCGCGAUGCCGGUGUCCGCGGCCCGGGUGGCUGCGGCGGCGGCGGCGAGAGGAGCGGCGGCGGGGGAGGCGGCGGUGGAGGUGGGUUGGCCCGGGCGGCGGACGACGCGGAGGUCGGCAGCGCGCAGCCGGGGCGAUGGAGGCGCAAGGCGGCCGCUGCAAGAUCGUGGUGGUGGGGGAUGCGGAGUGCGGCAAGACGGCGCUGCUGCAGGUGUUCGCCAAGGACGCCUACCCCGGGAGCUACGUCCCCACCGUCUUUGAGAACUACACUGCGAGCUUCGAGAUUGACAAGCGCCGCAUCGAGCUCAACAUGUGGGACACUUCAGGUAGUCCGGACCCCUGGGUCCCCUGGCCUUCAUUCCUGCCUCCGCCUGUACUCAGCCGGCCCCGCACAUCCAUUCCUGUGUUCCUCUUACUAUGACAAUGUCCGGCCCCUGGCUUACCCGGACUCAGAUGCUGUGCUCAUCUGCUUUGACAUCAGCCGGCCAGAGACACUGGACAACGUGCUCAAGAAGUGGCAAGGGGAGACACAGGAGUUCUGCCCCAACGCCAAGGUGGUGCUAGUUGGCUGUAAACUGGACAUGCGGACUGACCUGGCCACCCUGCGGGAGCUGUCCAAGCAGAGGCUCAUCCCAGUCACACACGAGCAGCUCCUCCCCCAGGGCACUGUGCUGGCCAAGCAGGUGGGUGCCGUAUCCUACGUGGAGUGCUCCUCAAGGUCCUCCGAGCGCAGCGUCAGGGAUGUCUUCCACGUGGCCACCGUGGCUUCCCUUGGCCAUGGCCACCGGCAGCUGCGCCGCGCAGACUCGCGCCGGGGCCUGCAACGAUCCACGCCACUGUCGGGCCGGCUGGAGCGGGGCAGCGAAGUCGAGAUACACAAGGACCGAGCCAAGAGCUGCAGCCUGAUGUGAGGCCCAGAGGGCAGGGUAGGAGGGCACCACUGCUGAGCACAGCCCGGGCCUCACAGGGCUUCCUGAACUCUGACACCAGCCAGAGGACUGGGCCAGCAAGUUCUUUCGGGGUACAGGGGCUGUCCAGAUGGCUCGGCCUCUUUAUCCUCUCUCUGCUGGGAUUUAGGGGAGUUCAGGGUGGGCGUCGUCGUCGGCCCUGGGAAGCUGCGGUCACACAGUGACCCUGCUGCCCCACCACGAAGAUCCCCUACCCCUUGUCCCGAAUCCUGGCCCUGGCUUUUGUCCCCACGGUGAGUGCCUAUCUUGUGAGUUUUGUGUCCCUCUCCUCUCCAUCUCUUGCUGUCUGCACAGUUCUAACCUCCAGGCUGGCCAAGCUGGGAGAAGCCCCUGCUACCCCUCACCCCCACCAACUAACCUCCCCUUCCCUUCCGCAACAGUCCCCAAAUAAAGCCAAGUCCAUGGAAAACA